AUGUUUCUGUGCAAAACGAAACCCACCGACAAGUGGCUGGACGCGCAGUGUGACGGUACGGCGGCAUUGCACACGCUCCCGUCAUGCAUGACGCUUUGCGAUCUGAAAAACGACAACUACUACCAGCUGGUAACGGUGGAUGUACCGCUGCUUGAUUUUGACGUUAAGCCCAAACUGAAGGUGUACAAGGGCACGAACCUGAUCAGCGAGCAGCAUCUGCCGGGGAUUCCGAGUGCGGUGGAAAGUUUAUACAUAAACGAUCAGGAACCGCGGAUACCCAUCAUUGCAGUUGCGGUGGAGUCAUCGGUGCUGUUCUAUCGUAACAUGAAGCCGUACUACAAGUACACCGUACCGAGCAUGACGAUAGAACCGCUCGAGGUAGAUGUGUGGAAGAAGCUACCGAUCGAACGAGGCGAUGCGCUUGACGUGCUGAUCGACAGUUUGCGCACGAUCGAACCCUCCCAGAUGACGCUGCAAACACAGGAGCUGCUUAGUUUGUCCGACAGUGAGCGCGGCGGGUACAUUCGAUCGAACGCCGAGCGCAAGCUCGAACGUCUGUCCAUCAUUACUUCGAUGACCACGAUCAAGAAAGCUUCAAAUGAUGUCAAAUCCGCGUCCUGCUUGAUACUAGCGACGGAGUGCGGAGAGCUGCUGGUGCUUGAUACACAAGCGUUCGUGGUCCUUGCGCAGGCCAAGGUUGGUCCGUUCCGUGGUACACCUAGCAUGAUCUCGGCCGGCGGGCAGUACGACAUCGAUUACCGCGUGGUGAUAGCGACACGAGAAGGAGCCCUCUACCUGCUGCGUAAAGGAUGGCUUGCGGGACAGCACAUCGUCAAGCUAGAGAAUCCGGCUGCCGGUCUGUCACUGUUGCCAAUUGACCAGACCAUUGUGGUCGUCUGCAUGAACCAAUCCCUUGUCUGCUACUCCAAAAAGGGCAAAAAGCUCUGGACGGUGAAGCUACCCCAGCCAGCCGUGUGCAUGACACCGGUCUGUCUGCCACAUCUCGGCAUCAACCUAGUGUGCGUAUGUCUGAAAGGGGGUUUGGUGCAGUUCUAUAGUCAGAAAAAGCUUGUGGACCAAUUCUACGCGCCCGAGUCAGUGUCGGCCCUAACCUUCGGCAGACUUGGCCAGGAGGAGCACGUCCUCAUACUAGUCACCAUCGAUGGUUCGCUGAUAGUAAAGAUUCUGAAGCGGACGGCGGAGUUCGUGACCACAGACAACGUGUACGACACAAAGACAGCCGAGGAGCCGCCCGGUAAUUUGCAGAUUCCGAAGAAGACAAAAAUCUUCGUCGAACAAACGUUGCGCGAGAAGGAACAUGCGGCCACCAUACACAAUUCGUUUCAGUCGGAACUUUGGCGCAUGCGACUUACCACCGCUCGGGCCACGGUGGACGUUAUCAGCUCUGCCGAUAGCAACAUGUCCACCGUUGACGUGGGCCUUGCUCCGAUCAAGCUAGCAGCGGAAGUCCUCGGUUUGGGACCAACGUUCAAGCUGUUUGUGGUGCUGGAGAACAUUUCCACCCGAAAGGAAGCCACUGGCUUGAACGUACUGAUACAGGCGGACCAUCGGCAUUAUCUAGUGGAGCGACCCUACCUAAAGCUGCCAAUGCUUGUGCCAGGAUUCCCCGUACGAUUGGACUUCCGGGUGACGGUUACCGUCGAUCCGUCCGAUGGGUUACCGCCAGUGGAUUUGACACCUGAAAACUCGCACAUUAAGGUGCUGGUGUUUAAAACCGGCCAGACCAAACCCCUGAUUGCAUCGACCGUGGUAAUGCCUCAACCAGAGCCACAGAUAUUGAACUCGUUGUAA
Molecule: messenger RNA, 1812 nt
Organism: Anopheles marshallii
Lineage: Eukaryota; Metazoa; Arthropoda; Insecta; Diptera; Culicidae
Gene: BBS1
Product: Bardet-Biedl syndrome 1 protein homolog
Exons: 4
Coding region: 1-1812 (603 amino acids)
Biological process (GO): non-motile cilium assembly; protein localization to cilium
Cellular component (GO): centrosome; axoneme; BBSome
Molecular function (GO): smoothened binding; patched binding
Source: RefSeq, a predicted model, not a curated record